AGUGUGUUACAUAGUAAGAGAGUAAAAGAGAGAAAGGGAGAGAGAGAGUUAUAAGAAGAAGGAAGGAAGAGAGCAGACAGUGUGAGAUUGUGUGAGCUAGAAGGUGGUAGUGAGAGAUAGAGUUAAGGAGAGAAAGCGUGUGAGAGAGAAAGAGAGGGAAGAACGGAGGGAGGCAGGAAGAGAGAGAGAGAUAGCAUCAUGUCAGGGCUUAGUGUCUCCCUGUCGCUACACUUCACAUCCUACCUUUCAGUUGGACUGUGUCCAGUGAAUGAGCGAGAGAACAGCAGCCAGUAAGAAGAGAAGUGUUUAACCUCCUCUGAGACUGACAGAGAGAGAGCAACUUCCCCUCCACACACACACACAUGGGCUUUAAAGAGGAGUAUCGUCAUAGAAGUUCACCAUGAAGUCUCAGCAGAAAUGCAUUGUGAUCUUUGCACUGGUGUGCUGCUUCGCCAUCCUCCUAGCCCUCAUCUUCUCAGCAGUGGACCUGUGGGGAGAUGAUGACGGAAUCACAGAGGAGAACUGUAACAGGAACUGCAGGGUUGUGCUUGUGGAGAACAUUCCAGAAGACAUCUCCUUCUUGGACAAUGGCACGGCACACGUGCCUCUCUCGGUGGGGCUCCACAACUUGCUGAAUCUGGCCACUCGCUCUGUGGAGAUUGUCUCACCUCAGUGGGCCCUCAACUCCUCAGACUAUGAAUCCAGUUUCCUCCCCUCAGCCAGGCAGGGUCGAGCUCUGCUGUACAAACUGAUGGGUCUAAAGGCUAAGAAGGUCAACCUGAAGAUAGCGAGUGGGAUGAUUGAGUCAGCCGAGCUGAAGAGUCUUGAUCGACACAGUGCAGACGUUCACUACGUAAACAUGACGAUCCUGACCAGAGGGCAGCUCCGCUCCUCCUUCUGGGUAGUGGACAGGAAGCACAUGUACAUCGGCAGUGGCAGCAUGGACUGGCGCUCCCUGGCCACGAGGAAGGAGCUGGGUAUCAUCAUUUAUGACUGCAGCUGCCUAGCCCUGGAUCUCCACAGGGUGUUCAACCUGUACUGGCAGCUGCAGUACAAGGAAUUCAUCCCCUCAAUCUGGUCAAAGAGGUUGUACGCUCUGUACAACAAAGAUGAGAAACUAUCCCUUCUCCUCAACAAUACCAAGGCUGAGAUCUACGUCUCUACCUCCCCUGAGGUGCUGUGUCCUAAAGACAGGACCAGAGAUCUGGAGGCCAUCUCCAGAGUCAUCCAGGAGGCUAGAAAGUUCAUCUACAUCUCCAUAACAGACUACUUGCCACUCAUCAACACCAACCCACAGAGGUAUUGGUCCCAUAUAGAUGGGAUGGUGAGAGAGGCGUUGAUCUUAAGGAAGGUCAGAGUACGUCUGCUGGUCAGCUGUUGGGAGCAGACUCACCCCCUGACCUUCAACUUUGUCUGGUCUCUGAAGACUCUGUGCAUGCAGCAGACCAACUGUUCACUGGAGGUGAAGUUCUUCAGUCCAAGUCAGCAGUGGGAUGGAACAGUACAUGGAAUCAACCACAACAGGUUCAUGGUCACAGACAGGGCUGUGUACAUAGGAAAUUUGGACUGGGUGGGUAAUGAGUUUGCCUUCAAUGGGGGCGCGGGGAUGGUGAUAAAUCAAGAAGAAGGUGUGGAACAGAAGAACUUAACAAUAGUGGACCAGAUAAGGGCAACAUUUGACAGGGACUGGUAUUCCCACUAUACCAGAACCCUACAGCCCAAUAAGAUCCCUGUCUGCAACAAGCAUCAAAUCAACCGGUUAGCACCACUCAAAGCUAUCCAGAUUCCAACCGACAAUGGGAUGGCAUUUCUUGGAGCCAGCCAAUCAAUGGAGAGCAGUGGGAGUAGAGAGAGCUCCAAUGGCUCUCUGUGACCAUGAGGGAUCGAAGGAACAGAUUCCUUACCCAUGAUAUUGUUUUUAGCAUUGGAGGGAGAUCUAUAAGGAAGGCGUUGCUGAAAGUGACUUUUGGAAAAUAGCAUUGAAGCGUCCGUGAAAGCUUUGGGCCAGAGAGGAUUUCAAAGAAAGAGGAAUAGGACUUUAAAAAACCAACAUAGAAAGAGGACACUCUGGUCAUGAAAUAUGUCAGUCAACCCAUCUGUUUAUAAUAUAUGUGUUUCCUAUUAACGACCAACCCUUGGAUGAGAAAUGGUGGACCUCAUUGAUUACAGUUAAUUGUUUACGUAACAUGAUUUUAGCAGUAAUGACAUUCAUUACUUUUAACCCUUUAAUAUGACUUACAACCGUGUGUGUGGAGUGUCUGUGUGUGUUUGUGUGUGUGUGUGUGUGUGGAGUGUGUGUGUGUGUUUGGAAAUCCUUCAUUAAAUUUGACUCCAAAACAGUUUACCCAGCGUGUGUAUGGAAUGGAAUUUAUGAUCAGUUAAAAAUAUUUGUUGCUUAAAGCUAUACAGAAAAUUCUGUCAUUCUUUCAAUGUAUCCACACUAGCAUACCCUGUAGAAUGUAUAGUAAUGUACCACUUAAUCGUAAACACUUAUGAUUCUGAGUUAUGAGUAUGCUACUGUGGAUAUAUGAGCACUGGAGAUCAGGUGCGGGUUGUGCUGGCCAAUGAAUGUUCUCUCUAUAAUCUACUCAGCACAGCCCUCUCUUUAUCUCUAAGGCCUCUCCAACCUCCUCAGCCAAGUCCCAAUGACCUGGUCCCAUCUGUCUGGUCCCAACAGCUGAUCAAACAAACUAAUGGGAAAAUAACAAGAGAUGGCUGUUAUGAUGCCAUGACCUCAUCUGGCCCACAAGUGUUGGCAUGUAGGUUACUGUAGAUUUCUCUACAGGCUCUCUACAUAUAUGCAGGCUAAUGCUUAUUGUCUUCAAUGCAUAUUUUGUCUUGUAUGUUAUUUUGGUGUAAAUUGAUUUUCAUGUACCUCUAAUCCAAAGGAACAACUGUAGCUCAGUUAUGCAUGAAUAGUUGGAGUAGGCUUCGGUUGGUCAAAUCAAUGCAAUGAAUUUUUCAUUAGACCUUGACCCCAUUGCCAGUUUGGCAAAGGACAGGGUCUGCAAUGUGAAAAUAACACAGUGGUUAACAUGGCAGUUCCAGGUUCACAGUUUUCAAGUCAACACUUGCAAUUCACAGGUUCAGUUUUCAAACCGAAUUGCUCUGCAAUUUCUAGUAGAUGGUAUCAUACUCAAAUGUAAUGUUUUUGGUGUAAAUAGACAAAACACAGGAUACUUGAACAUUUAAUGUGUUGAGCAGUCUGUUCAAGAACAGUUGUGUGUCAUUGUGUAGUCACUAACUAGCCCACUGAUGUUUCUACUUUUUACCUUCAAAUAGGCAGUAUCUUUCACUAACUCUACUCCACCAACAAUGUGUCAUUGUGGCCUUCAACAUCACUGUAGAAGAAGAGAGCAAACUCCACUAGGGUGUAGCCCAGAAAUCCCACCAUUACAUCUACACACGGCUGAUUACUGACUAUUGCCCUCUAGUGUUAGAAAGUGAAAGGUGUCUGCCUUAAUAUCACAUCACAUUACACAAGCACAUAUGCACACAUAAAACAAAUAUUAUCCUUGUUCCAAGCACUUUUCCGUAUUAAUUAUGUUUUAUUUUCUAUUACCGAUUUGUGGUCAAGCUUACUUUGACCAGCCCCACAAUGUGACAAUCCUGUCAGUUCAGAUAUGUUUUUUCUAUUUAUUUAUAUAUUUAAUCUUUCUUGAACAUCGUUCACAGACUGCCACCUGUUGGACAGUAUGUGCCUGACGCAGAAACCCUUACUUCUUCUUUCAUGGCCAAUAAACAUCAAUUCAAUUCAAUUCAUGUACAAGGUGGAAACAAUAGGCUUUUUAAAGCCAAGCAUUACAGACCUAAGUAUAUACACUACCAACUGCUUUUUGUGUAUUCUUUAUUUUGCAGAGUUUUGGCAUGCCCACUUCUUGCAUGCACUGCCUUUAUGAGCUAUAUAUGAUAGACCAAACCGUCUACCAACAUUGUAAUAUGUAUAUUUAAGAAACACAAAUGAAUGCCUAGUUAUUGUAUGACCUUGUUGAUACAUGCACAUAUCUAAAGGUAGGCCUGCAUUUAAUUUUCACUCUUAAUAAAAAAAUUCA
Molecule: messenger RNA, 4052 nt
Organism: Hypomesus transpacificus
Lineage: Eukaryota; Metazoa; Chordata; Actinopteri; Osmeriformes; Osmeridae
Product: inactive phospholipase D5-like
Exons: 10
Coding region: 401-1873 (490 amino acids)
Molecular function (GO): catalytic activity
Source: RefSeq, a predicted model, not a curated record